Messenger RNA from Ananas comosus (pineapple), 915 nucleotides. RefSeq names its product probable calcium-binding protein CML18. Bases 396 to 686 code for a protein of 96 amino acids. Lineage: Eukaryota; Viridiplantae; Streptophyta; Magnoliopsida; Poales; Bromeliaceae. Gene Ontology annotation, molecular function: enzyme regulator activity; calcium ion binding. The record is from RefSeq and is a predicted model, not a curated record. The transcript has a single exon.
GCUGUUCCUUUUCUCACCCGAUUUUCUUUGUUCAAAUUAAGGACCAAAUCCGGUCAAGCCCACCACACAAGAGUUGUUUAUUAAUUGUUCUCUCUCUGUAUAUACCCAAACUUGCAAUUUGAUUCUUAUACUUUUCACAUAAACACUUACAAAGCCCAAGAUUUAAAAAAUAAUGACUACUUUUUAAAUAUCAUUAAACAUUAUCUAAUGUUUCGAAACUAACAUGUAACAUAUUUAAAAGUUCAGGGACUAGAGAUUUUAAAUUGUGGGAACCAGGUUUUGCGCCACUUGAGAAAAACGUGUUCGUGCUCGAUUGUUAAAUUAAUAAAAGGCCUCAAUUGGCCUCUCCUCUAUUCUCAAUUAGCUUAAGAGAACAUUAAUUGGUGAAGUUAACCAUGGCCUUCAUGUGUUACCGGGUGCUUCCGCAGAGAGAGAUGAGCAUCGAAGAGUUCAAAGCGUGGCUGAAGCAGUUCGACGCGAACCGCGACGGGCGGAUCAGCAGGGAGGAGCUGCAGCAGGCGCUGCGCAGCCUGCACGCGUGGUUCGCGUGGUGGAAGGCUCGCGAGGGGGUGAAGGAAGCCGACGCCGACCGGAACGGGCUCGUCGAUAAGGAGGAGAUCGGCAGGCUGGUCGGAUACGCGCAGAAGCGUCUUCAUAUGAAGAUCAACGAUUACGAUUACUACUAACAAAAGGAAAAUCUUGAUAUUUUUUUAAAAUCCAAACAUUAAGGAAUUGUUUUGUUUAAGAGUUUUGCACCUAGAUAUUGUUAUGUUAAACAUACUCCUGUAAAAUUUAAACAACCAAUUUCCUCCUUGUUGUAACGAAUAUAAUAGCAUGAUAGACGACUUGCUUUGCUCUAUCCUCUAUGUAUUGUAUGGCUGAUACUUAGAACAUAUUUGUUUUGCGUAAAAUUUU